Messenger RNA from Prunus armeniaca (apricot), 324 nucleotides. The record is from the annotation of a GenBank genome assembly. NCBI's taxonomy places the organism in Eukaryota, Viridiplantae, Streptophyta, Magnoliopsida, Rosales, Rosaceae.
AUGCACCAAGUACCGGAAGUUGGACUCUCGGAGGCCACCCUUGAAAGCACUGAAGGCGGCACGAUCAUCAAUAUCUGGGCAGCGGGAGUAUUCGUGGCUGAACCUAGUUGCAUACUCCCGAAGGGGCUCGUCCUCACCCUGUCUAAGCAUGUACAGGUCGUCCGCGGAGUAGAGGUGAUCAGUCUGGAUCAUGAAAUGGUCCAAGAAGGCCUGCUUCAGACUGUCAAAUGUGUUGAUGGUGCUGAGGUUCAGCCUGUACAACCAAUUCAGGGCCGCGCCGUUGAGGGUGGAAGGGAAGAUGAGGCACAUGCCUUCGUCAUUUAA